AGGGCAGCAGAUCUCACAGCGCAGCGGAUGUCGUAAAAACCUUUUACCGUUGCUAAGCAACACAGAGCACAAGCGUUUGCUUUGCCUGGUGAAGGAGCUAACGUUAACCGCACUGUUGUGAUAUUAUCAUCGACACAUUCUAUGCACAGAUAGAGGAUGGCAAGUCAGAGACCGUCCUCCGGAAGACCCAUGAGCCUCGGGACAUCGGGACCAGGAUCUGGAAGACCACCAACAGCCAGCCGACCUCCACAAACAGCCAUCAGACUCAGCACUGGGAUGGUACCGGGCACCGGGAGACCAGGAAGCAGAAGUGGACCCCUGGCUGCUGGUGUUUUAUCAGCCCAGAUUAAAGUGGCUGAUCGUCCUGUGACUCAGCAGGGUCUCAGUGGCAUGAAGACGGCAAUGAGAGGACCUCAGAGGCAGAUCCUGGAUAAAUCAUAUUACCUUGGGUUACUACGGAGUAAAGUAAAUGAAUUGUCAACAGAGUCCAGCAAAUUACAGAAGGACAUUGACACCUUUAACCAGGAGAAUUCAGUGUAUCUUUCUUAUGAGAAAAGAGCAGAAGGUCUUGCCGGAGAAAUAAAAGACUUUCAGGGACAGCUGGCUGAUUACAACAUGCUGGUCGACAAGCUGAACACAAACACUGAGAUGGAUGAAGUGGUUAAUGACAUCAUUAUGCUAAAAGCUCAGAAUGAUCGAGAGGCUGAAGGUAUGGACGUCAUAUUCACGGAGAGAAGACAGAAAGAAGAUAUGAUCCGAGCUGUGGAAAACAACAUAGUCCAAGAGAAACAAGCAGCAGAAGACAUUAUUCAAAAGAUGUCUACUGAUAAACAGACCAAGUAUGCUGAAAUGAAAGCCACAAAUGAAGAGCUACUGCAGGAGCUGGAUGCUCGGCAAGAGGAACUGGAUGCUUUGAUUAGCAGGAAAGAGACGUUUGAGACGGAUUUGCUUCACUCACAGGUCAAACAGGAAGCAGUCUUGCUGCACGAGAAGUUGUUGGAGCUGGAGAACCGCAGAGAAGCCAUGCUGGCUGAAGACAGAACCAUGGGCUCCCCUCAAGAGGAGAGAGAACGCCUUUUUAAACAAGUAAAAGAAAACAACCAGGAAAUAGCCAGCAUGGAACGCCAAUUAACAGAUGUGCGGGAAAAAAUCAGUCAUCUUUCUGAAGAGAUGCGACAACUCAACGCUGACAUGGAGGAUCAUCAAGGGGAACGAACACAGAAGUACAGAGAGCUUCAGAAGAGAGAGGAAGAAAUUGACUUGUAUCUAAAUACAUUUGAAGAGAACACAUCCCUUGAGCUUCAGCACAUCAGAGACGCACAGAGCAGCAUUGUGGCUUUACUUGAACACUCAAGCAGGAACAUCAAUCGUCUGCAGCAGCUGUCUGCAGUCACCGCACAAGAGCUCAAGUCCAUGCAGGAUGAUCUAAGCUUCAAAGAGACCGAGAUGCACAAGUCUCAGAGUACAGCCAAAGGCCUUUCCUCAGAGAGUGAACGUCUACAGCAGGACCUUCUGAAGGUGGAGCAGUUAGAAGGAAAAGUCACGACGGAGCUCCAGUCUCUAACAGAUCAACUCAAACUAAUGUCACAUGAGUUGAACACGUACAGAGAUUUAGAUGCUCUUAAAGCUGCCGGGGAGGACAGGAAGAAGAGGCUGCAGGAUGAUCGAGUUGUGCUUAUUCAGAUGAAGGAGACCUUUAAGAAAAAGAUAAACAGCAUGAAUGAAGAGUUUGAAUGCUUUAGGAGUCAAUUACAAGAGCAUGAGACUCAUGUAGAGCUGAUCAACAUGGAGAGAAAGUGGCAACAUUAUGAGCAGAACAACUAUGUUAUGAAAGAUUUCAUUGCGUCAAAGGCCAUUGAGAGCGAUUAUCGCCCGGUGGUGAAGAACAUCAACAAACAGCUUGCCGAAUAUAAUAAGAUACUGACAGAUACCCUGCAGGGGACUAGAAACUGACUCUUUCUGUCUACAUGCACUGCACUCAUUCUGACUUCCUUUUCAAGAGGAGCGGCUACGUCGUUGCGUGAAUCCAUUCUAGAGUAUAAGACGUGUUCAUGAGCACAAUCCGUGAUGAAAGCCGUGGUUAAGAGGAAGGUUUUGAUGUGCUUACCUAUGCUUAUUUGUCUGUCUUAUACCCUUACUAUUAAACCAGCUGAUUACAUCUAAACAAUACCUGUGUGUAAUUUUAGUGAAUAUUUUUGUUUUCCUCAGUAAAAGAUUUUUAUUUACCUGUUGGUGUUGGGGAUGGGCACAAGUAACACUUGCGGUUCAGAGUUUAAUCCAGUGGUGUGUUCGGCUCAAUGCAGCGCUGCGCGGCCGAUCAGCUCACUGUAUGAUGUCACAAAAAGCAGGGUGGCCGGGCGAGCUGCCAUUUGACCCAACGCUUUUCAGACUACUGGGGUGGGGUGAUGCCAUUCCAGAUUUCUAGUUCAGUUAGGAGGUGGGUUAACCGCUGUUUGACACUCAGUGGUGUAAUCGUUCAUUUGUUGUAUCAGUAUAGCUAACUGACAGUUACUUAAAGGUGCAUUGUGUAACUUUUUUGCUGAUCUCUUGACAGAAAUGCAAUUUAAUUUACAUAACUAUAUUAUUAGAGGUGUAUAAAGACCUUACAUCAGGGGCGUCGCUAGACCCCUUUUACUGGGGCACGUGCCCCAGUGUAAAUCUUUUGUGCCCCCGAGUAAAUCUCAAGUUUACAUUUUGGCAACUUGUGUAUUAAUUUACAAAGAUAAAUUCCAAUUCACAUUUGAAAAAGUGACGCAGCUGUCGCACUGACGCAUAUGUACGCACGAGUUGGCUUAUGAGGAGACUAUAGUAAGUUUCUGAAUAAUAAUAAUAAUAAUAAUCUUAUUUUGACACGAUCAUCACUAAUGAGAGAUGAUGAUGAGUUUAAGGGAGGUGAGACAAAUUACAUCUUUACCCAGUCAGGUCUCAAACUUAAGAAGAAACAUCUCAGGAAAACCUCUGUCAAGUCUAUAGAAUUGCAUUGUUGCUGAGAAAAUCAACAUAUGUAUGUGUUAUACUGUUUCAGAUAUAAAAUGUAUAUUUAGUUCACUAGCUCUAAGACAUUACAUAAACAGUUAGCAGUCACUAAGAUAGAUUCUUUUAGUAGCAGUCAUACAAUUAAAAAUAUUUUUGUAAAAAAUAAAGUUAUUAAUCAUUGUUAUGUAAAAUGCAAAUGUGCAUUAAAAUAUUUUCUCUG
Paramisgurnus dabryanus is the source of this 3196-nucleotide messenger RNA. RefSeq names its product intraflagellar transport 74 (gene ift74). NCBI's taxonomy places the organism in Eukaryota, Metazoa, Chordata, Actinopteri, Cypriniformes, Cobitidae. Gene Ontology annotation, biological process: intraciliary transport involved in cilium assembly; cilium assembly. Gene Ontology annotation, molecular function: beta-tubulin binding. The record is from RefSeq and is a predicted model, not a curated record. Gene Ontology annotation, cellular component: intraciliary transport particle B; cilium.